Plasmodium knowlesi strain H is the source of this 645-nucleotide messenger RNA. RefSeq names its product conserved Plasmodium protein, unknown function. The transcript is spliced from 2 exons. The record is from RefSeq and is a predicted model, not a curated record. NCBI's taxonomy places the organism in Eukaryota, Apicomplexa, Aconoidasida, Haemosporida, Plasmodiidae. Bases 1 to 645 code for a protein of 214 amino acids.
AUGAGUUUGAGUCAGCUUAUAUCCUUAGGCAGCAGCUCCGCGUCGCUGUUAAAAGACAUAAUUAGGUCUAAAUUAGGAUCACUAUUUCAGCCUAAACCUAACCAUGAGUACCUGCUCCCGAGUAUUCUCUCUUACUCUGGCUUUCUCAUCCUAGUUUGUACAGCGUAUAAGUUGUACGAAAAGUACUACGAAGGAAACGAAGACAAACUCGAGUUAGCCGGAACCACGGUGUUUGACAUGCACCCUGCCGACUGGGCAAAGGAACAGAAGGAUCUAUCUGGCCAAAACGAUAUGAGCAAUGAGCAGAAUGCAGGUGGCAACGAAGAUUAUGCCGAGGAGGAAGUCGAUGAAGAGGAGAACGAGGAAGAACUAGACGAAGAAUUAGGCGAGGAAUUAGAUGAAGAUUAUGGAGAUGCGUAUGGGGAGGAAUAUGGAGAAAUGAUUGACCAGCGUUAUGGAGAGAACUAUGGCGGAGAAUACGGCGAGGAAUACGACGAAGAAGACGGUGACGAGUACAACGACGAAAAGAUCUAUGGGCCAGAUGACGAAGGGGUAACUCAAGGGGACGAUGAAUGGCUAUAUCCAGACGAUCAACAGGGUGGAUUGGAUUACCAAUUAAAUGGUGAGAAAAUUCCAGUCAAAUAG